UGGUGUCGUGACAGCUGGAGUGGCCCAUCCAUUGGAUUAAACGGGCUAGAAGAUAGUUUAUUGCGGCGGAAAGCCCAAAUAACAGAGAGACAAGAUGUUGAACAUGUGGAAAGUCAGGGAAUUGGUUGAUAAAGCAACCAAUGUUGUUAUGAACUAUACAGAAAUCGAAUCCAAGGUUCGAGAGGCCACAAAUGAUGACCCUUGGGGGCCGUCAGGCCAGCUGAUGGGGGAAAUCGCGAGAGCAACGUUUAUGUACGAGCAGUUCCCUGAGGUGAUGAACAUGCUAUGGACCAGGAUGCUUAGAGACAACAAGAAAAACUGGAGAAGAGUUUACAAGUCUUUGCUGCUGCUUGCGUACCUGAUCAGGAACGGCUCUGAGCGGGUUGUGACCAGCGCCCGGGAACACCUCUAUGACUUGCGCUCUAUCGAGAGCUAUCACUGCAUAGACGAGAACGGGAAAGACCAGGGCGUCAACGUGCGACAGAAGGUUAAGGAGCUGGUGGAGUUCGUCCAGGACGACGACAGGCUUCGAGAGGAGAGGAAGAAGGCCAAGAAAAACAAGGAUAAAUACAUCGGCGUGUCCUCCGACAGCAUGGGAGGCUUCAGAUACUCGGGAGACAGGUAUGAUUCCAAGGAGUCCCGUUACAAAUGGGAUGACGAGUGGGAGAACAAAGGGGGUUUCCCUUUCAGUGAGAAACUGGGCGAAAUCAGCGACAAAAUCGGCAGCACCAUCGACGGCACCAUCAACAUGUUCCGCAAGAGAGACAGGGACGACUCGCCGGACAGGUUCAGCGACAACGAGGAGGACAGAGGCCGGGGGGCACGGAACGGCCAGUCGGGGAGGACGGAGUUUAAGGACGACGAGGAAACGGUGACGACCAAAAGCGUCCAGAUUGUUCAGGCCACGGAAACGACGGCCACGCGGAAGAGAGGAGGGACCCCAUCCAAAACAGUGGACCUGGGCGCAGCCGCGCACUACACAGGGGACAGCCCUUCUCCCAAAGCCAGCACCGCAAAGACCACAGAUUCAGGAAAAAGUCAGUCCAGCGGAGGCCUUGUAGACUUGUUUGGAGAUGACCCAGGAACAACGAAACCAGCUUCUACAGGAUUAAACUCAGAUCUGAUUGGAGGUUUUGCUGAUUUCUCUUCUCCUGCCGCCGCCGCCAGUCUUCCUUCUGCAGCAGCCCCAGCAGAAAGUGGGAACGGAGAUUUUGGAGACUGGAGCGCGUUCCCCAGCCCUCAGUCCGCAGCACCUGCCGCUCAACCCCCCAACCCCGCUGGGACGGACCUGUUCGGCAACCUCCACGCCGCCCCCGCUCCUGCUCCUGCUCCCGCUCCUGCUCCUUUUCCCGUCGCUCCUUCUUCUGACCUCUUUGACCUCAUGGGUCCCACUCAGACCACCAGCAUCAGUGCCUCCCAAAGCAUGAACUUCUCCAUGUCCAGCACUCAGAGUAUGAGCGUCCCCCAGUCCAAAUCCCAGCCUCUGCCAGGUUUUGGAGAACCUCUGGUACCACAGCAGCAGAACACCCCAAAAGCUACACCCAAAGCCGCCAUGCCCUCCACGUGGUCUGACACCGGGGUUAACAUCAGUCUGGACUUCUUGGGUCCAGGGAUGCAACCGCCCAAACCCGCUCAGCCGACACUCAGCAUGAUGCAACAGCAAGGGGUCCAGCCUCCUGUGGGCAUGGUUACACAGGGUUUUGCUGGAAUGAACCUUGGCAUGCAGUCUAGCCCCGCCCCUAUCAGACCACCCAGCAACCCCAUGAUGCCCGCCAGCGGCAUGGGCAUGGGUGUGCCACCCAUGGGGAUGGGUCCCGCCGGAGGGAUGCCCGUUAACCAGGGCAUGAUGGGAAUGAAUAUGAACAUGGGGAUGCCCGCUGCUGGCAUGGGGAUGGGCAUGGGUAUGGGAAUGGGUAUGGGAAUGCCAACCAUGGGCGUGGCAAACCCCGCCACGGCACAACCCAAACCAGACGCCUUCGCCGAUUUCGCCAACUUUGGCAAGUGAACGGGAGUGACCCGGGAGAGAGAGAGACCGCGAGCUGAACCAGGUCUUUGUGGAAGUUUUGACCAUGAAGGAUCCAGUUAAAGAGCUGCAAACAAAAAGUACUUGAAAGAUCAAAUACAGCCACCCUGCCAGUUUUUUCCUCUCUUUCAAACGCUGUGUAGAUACAUAUACAGAUAGCUUUAUGUUCUAAUGUCAGUCCAGACAAAGGACAGUACAGAGAAUGGUAAUGAACUUUUUUUUUGUAAGUUAUUAAAACAUUGGUGAUUGCACAUUGCAUCUCCCAGCAUUCAAAUGGUUAGUAAGCAUAUGCUUUAAAACGGCUGUUUAAUUUCAGACCUGUUCCAAUUGUGAUGACAAUGAUUUUCUUAACUCCUUUCUCACUGCACAUGUCACCACCCUACACACACACACACACACCACAAAGAGAGAGAGAGAGAGACACACACACACACCUAGAGACACUCCCUAAUUCUUUUGAGUGAAACAAAUCCAGAUGAUCCCAUGUGCCUGGCCUCCUCAUAAGACAUUGUGCUAUUUAACCAUUGUAAAUAAUACUAUUGUUAUUGUUAUUUGUUGCGCAGACAAUAAGUUAUUGAGAUAUUAAUCAUGAUUGAUACAAAUCAUGUUCUGAGGCCUUUACAAGUCUAUAGCAAAGAAUAUCAUCAUGUCUUUAACUUUUUUUGUUUUUUUAAUUUUCUUUUUCUCCCACUGAAACAUCAAUGCUCUUGACCUAUACUGGACUGAAGUAGAAACGGAAGGAAAGAACAGAGGGUUGGAUGUGAUUUUUCUUAAAUAAGAACCUUUGUGGCCUUUCAGAUAGUUAUAUUUUUAUACUGAAAUGUGACCUGUUUUUGCAUCUUUGUGUACAUGACAGUCCAGUCUAGACUCUGAUGCCGGUUGUUUAAUGUCCUUUUAAGGACGAGGUGCCUGUGAAAAUAUUGCCUUUUGGGUUUUCUUUUCUCUUUUUUUUUUGUGCUUUGUUUUGGUUUGUUUCAAAAUUUUGUACUGAAGACGAGAAUGAGAGCAUCCAGUAUUCAGCACAGUUACUGUAAGGAAUAUUGAGCGGUGUGUAUGUGUGUGUGUGUGUGUGUGUGUAUACACACUUAUUUAAAUACUCGUCAUCUGUCUCCGGUGCAUGGCUGGUUUAUGAGAUUUUGUGCUUGGGUGUCUGCAGAGGUUUUAAUUUUUCAAUCUAAAAUGAUCUGAAAAUGAUUUUUUUAUUUAAAGAAAAGAGAAAAAUUGCAAAUCUCUUGGUGCAGAGUGAAGAGAAUGAUGCAUGACUUUGUGUGUGUGUGUUUGUGUUUGAUCUGAGUGAAUGUAUAAGAGAAAAGUGCUGCAUCAGGAGGACCAUCACUGUAUUGUCAGAAAUCUUCUCCACCAUGUGCACUGACAAUGAAACAAGCCUUCCAUCCUAUUGUCUGUAAUGACCAAAAUCACAUUUAUUCCUUUAUUGUAGUAUCAAUAUAUAUGUGGGAUUAGCUUUUGCUUUUUUUAUGAAAAUCUUCCAGGGUCUGUGAGAGGACACACUUGGGUUGUGCUUUAGGGAUUGGAUCGUUACUGAAAAACACUAUACUUUUAUGCAAACAAAACAAAACAAACAAAAAAAAAUCCCUCCUUCCAUGGAGAUGAAUGGAAGUGUCUGUUUUGGAAAUCCAUAGAGUGAACUUGAUUGAACUUCACGAUCUGUUUUGUCUGAUAUUAAAAAGUUGAUUUUCAAAA
Messenger RNA from Chanos chanos (milkfish), 3724 nucleotides. It is a transcript of the gene clint1a, whose product is annotated as clathrin interactor 1a. The transcript is spliced from 12 exons. NCBI's taxonomy places the organism in Eukaryota, Metazoa, Chordata, Actinopteri, Gonorynchiformes, Chanidae. Gene Ontology annotation, molecular function: phospholipid binding; clathrin binding. Gene Ontology annotation, biological process: endocytosis. Bases 95 to 2005 code for a protein of 636 amino acids. Gene Ontology annotation, cellular component: clathrin vesicle coat; endosome; plasma membrane. The record is from RefSeq and is a predicted model, not a curated record.